Messenger RNA from Amoebophrya sp. A25, 1637 nucleotides. The record is from the annotation of a GenBank genome assembly. NCBI's taxonomy places the organism in Eukaryota, Dinophyceae, Syndiniales, Amoebophryaceae.
AGCAACGUACAUAGUACUACUUAAGUAAUCGUUAUAGCAACGUAGUAUUACUUAAGUAAUCGUUGAUGUAAGAGUAAGAUAGCAACGUAGUAUUAGUUAAGUAAUCGUUGAUGUAAGAUAGCAACGUAGUAUUACUUAAGUAAUCGUUGAUUUAAGCUAGGUCGAGCAGAAGUCACAAGAAGAAAGAUUUUCUGAUACUCAGUAGAUCGGACUGAUUUAUUUUUUCCCUCGGGAUGAAUUCAAGAUGGUUCAGAAAUACUUCUACAAUACUAGUGAAUAAACAAAAUGCGGCCAAUGAUGACACCAGCGACUCCUUAUCUUCACCUUCGUGGUGUACCACGUUCGAUGGUUCUCGUACUGGUAGUUCUUAUGUCAGUACCUGUCAGCGCUGCUUUUUUUCGAGCGCCUCAACAGCCUGCGUGUCAAAGUUCUGACCUACAACAUGUGGAGCGCAGACAUGAAUGCUCUGAUGGACAUACACAAGAAUUUGGUCCUCAACUACCCGGAGAAAGCAUGCAUGGUGAGAACCUAUUUUUACAUUCAAAAACGGAAGUGAGUCACGAGGUCGCGCAGGAGACACUGGUGUCACCAGAAAUAGUUGCGCCUCAGAGUCGUGACAACCCAGUUGUGAACAAAAACCCAGGUCGAGUAUUCGUGCAAAAAAUAGUAAUGCUUGAUUAUGACGGCUGCGGAGACGUGUGUGGGUGGAACCUAGACCCGAAAUCAUCUAAAACAAUGGAAGGAAAGACGUGCGACGAUCAUGUAAGGAAUUUUCACACCGCUUAUAAUUAUGGCAAAAUUUUUUUUCUUGUAACAGAUACAGAUGAAGCGAGGUCAAACAUGUACAUUUCCUCAGGAUAAUUCAUAAUAGAUUGAUUUCUACAAGAGGGGUUACAACCUAUUGCAGAACUCUGAUUUCAAAAAUUUUGAUUCGAUAUCAUCAAGUACAACUCUGCUUCUAAGAUGAGGAUCAAGCUGAGCUUCUGGCAAAGAUACGUAGGAAAAUUGAGCAAGAAGAGCGUGUCGUGGGCAUGAUCGAAGACGUGGAUGACACUGUCGUCCUCGAAACCCCUGAAAGCCUUCAAAGCCUGAAAGCCUCCAAAGUCAGAAAGCCAGAGUCGGAAGAUGCAUUAAUUCUCCGGGAACUCGAACAGAUAAUCAGUCAGUUGAAACAAGAGGCCGCUUCCACACGUGCUGGGAGUACGAGAGGGAAAACCAAAACUGAGUCAAAAGUAUCACCACUUGCGAUCAAGUCAGCAGCACACGGACCAGACCCAGCACUGGGUGGUGAACUGGAGCAGAGCAUGACGACCGCGAAUGCCGUGAAGAUGCACGUAGGCACUACUUCUACAUCAAGAAGAUACGGAUGAUGUUUUUCGCAUCCGUCUGCUAGGCUGCCCCUUUUAUUUUGUGUCCUUGAUAAAACUGUAUAGCAUUGUUAAUGGGGGGCCUCGAUGGUCUGCCUGGAUGGGAAAAAAGAACAUUCAUAGAAGACCUCCACUGGUGCCGAGCCAAGGUUCGCAGCCUCCUGGUUCGCACCAGAGCAAAAUCCCGUGUCGUGAGGAAGAUGCGGCCCGCCACUUGCGAAGGUUUUUUCAAUCUGGAUGUAUUACUUGUUGUAGUGACGGCUCUAAACG